Pantherophis guttatus is the source of this 2606-nucleotide messenger RNA. Its product is annotated as complement factor H-related protein 1-like. The record is from RefSeq and is a predicted model, not a curated record. Lineage: Eukaryota; Metazoa; Chordata; Lepidosauria; Squamata; Colubridae.
GGAAGGGAUGGUAGUAGUUGGGAGAAAUCCACUGAGAUUGCCAAAUUGCCGAACUGAGGUUUGGUAGUUCAGACAUUGCCUGAAGAGCUAUGAAGAGCUGGCUACUCUUGGUUGCUGCUGUUCUUCUCUGGCCUGGGAGCUCUUCUCAAAAUGCAUGUGAAGAACCAGAUGAGAUUGACUUUGGGGAAAUUGUGAGUGCUGAGAAAGCCAAGUAUCUGGAAAAUGACCGAGUGCAAUACAGGUGCAACCCUGGCUAUGUCUUGGAAGGACCUGAAUGGAUUCAGUGUAAGGGACAAAAAUGGACACCUCAUCCACCAAAAUGCUUGGCACCCUGCAGUAUCACAAGGCAACAGCUAGCAACAAAAAACUUGUUUGUAUUUGGGAGUCAAAGAAAAGCUCGACUUAUUCAGAGUAAUCAUAGCCUGCAAUUUCAAUGCAAUGAAGGAUAUGUCAUUGUGGUUCCAUCAGUCAGAAAGUGUGUUGACGGUUACAUGGAGUUGCCUUUAUGUAUCUCUGAAAGAGGGCAAAAUUGCAGUGGUCCACCAAGAACUGAGAACGGAGACGUUACUACUUUAUCUGAGAAGCAGUACAAAUCUGGCUCUUCAGUAGAAUUCAAAUGCCAAACUUAUUAUGCCAUGGAAGGCCAAAAAAGAUCUUUUUGUGAUGAUGGGACCUGGACAAAAGUACCCAUUUGCCUUGAUCCCUGUGUGAUCUCCAGGACUGAAUUGGAAAGCCAGAAGAUAGAAGUUAAAGAUGGAAUAGAGGUGCCUGACAAUAUAUUUGUUCAACGUGGUCUUUCCAUUGAGCUGACCUGUAGAACAGGAUAUGUCCUGGAAGCAAAUUCUUCCCAAUCAACUUUUGUAAUCCAGUGUGAUGGGACACCACCCAUGAUUCCUAAAUGCAAAGAAAUUACAUGCAAUUCUCCAAGAAUAUCAAAUGGUUCUUUCCGACCUCAAAGAACUUUAUACCAUGAUGGGGAUCUAAUUCGAAUUCUGUGUGACAGUGGAUUUACUUUUGAACCUGAUAAUGGAGAAAAGGUAGUUGAGUGCACGAGAAACGGAUGGUCACUUUCACCAAAAUGUGUCAAUGCAAUGUGUCCCACACCCCCUAUAGUUGAAAAUGCUGAAAUUAUUGAAGAUACAAUGAAGAAGUACCUGAAUGGCGAGAAAAUAAAUUAUCAGUGUAAUGAUGGUUUUGAUAUACAUGGAUCAGCUGCUGUAACAUGUAGACAAAAUAACUGGUCACGCUUGCCAAGAUGUGUAGAUGUAAGAUGUUCUUCUCCCCAUCGAAUUCAAAAUGGUCAGAUUAUUGGUGAAAUAAAGGCAAAGUAUUUGCCCCGGGAGAAGGUGCAGUAUCGAUGUUACAUAGGUUAUGCUCUUCUUGGAUCUCCUUUCAUUACAUGUUCGAAGAAUGGUUGGACAGAAACACCACGUUGUACAGAUAUUGGGGGAAAAUGUGGACGUCCACCUUAUGUGGAGAAUGGAGACAUUGUGGACUCACCCAAGCUAAUCUAUUUACAUUCUGAAAGUGUAAUUUAUCAGUGCCAAAAUUAUUAUACAAUGCAAGGUUCUCCAAGAGUGACUUGUCAAAAUGGUCGUUGGUCACAAACACCAACAUGUAGAGCUGCUUGUUCAGCAAGUGAAGAAGAUUUGAGAGAACACAACAUAAGGCUGAAGUGGGACAACGGGGAUAAAAUAUAUUCUCAGGAUGGAAAUGUAGUGGAAUUUGUAUGCUUAAGAAACUACAUACCACAUCCAGAUACCAGAUCAUUUAGAGUUAAUUGUGUGGAUGGGAAAUUUAACUAUCCGCGUUGCAUUCCUAGAACUGCGUAAAUGAAGAACAGGAUAUAUACAGCACCCUUUAAACCAGAAGAUGAACGUCUGAAAUCAUGUAUCAUUCUCUUUAAUAUAACCACAUGAAGCUGGAUUGUAUACAAUUAUAAAUGGUGGAUCCAAACCUAAAAGCCUACUCUGUAAAAGACAGAUUUUACCAACUGAAAUUACUGUGAAAAUGAUAACAUUUAAAAACAAGUUUAUAGAACAUCUUUAAGGCAGAUAAAAUAUUAUAAUAUAACCUUAUAAAUAUAUUUUUAAAAUGCAUAUUGUGUGAGGAAUGUAGAUUUAUAUAUAUAUAUAUAUAUAUAUAUAUAUAUAUAUAUAUAUAUAUAUAUAUAUAUAUAUAUAUAUAUUAAUUGUAAACAUUUGAUUAGUCUGAAUUAUCAAUCAACAGCCCAUCUUAAAAGAAUGACAAUAGAUAAUUGAAAUUGAUGUUUUUACAUACAGUAUAGAGGUGUUAAGUUCUUUAAAAAAAUUUUUUUUAAAUCCAUUAAUCAUUUUUGCUGCCAAACAAUUUGUAGUAUAUUUUGUAAAGAUACAUUUAAUACUUCAGUUUACAGUCUAAUUCAAGAUCCAGAAAGAAAUUGGUGCUCUGGAAAUGUUGCUCUGGAAAUAGCCAAAUGUAUUUUGAUGAUCAGAAUUUGAUGGAAGUCCAGCCAGAUGGAUUUCUAUACUUGUUUUUGUUUUGCUUUGCUUUUGAUUGUUUGUUUUUACAAUAUGAAAUUAUAUAAUUAUAAGUAAUUAAAAAUUAAGAUAAAGUUUAUAAAUUGG